Molecule: messenger RNA, 2184 nt
Organism: Clonostachys rhizophaga
Lineage: Eukaryota; Fungi; Ascomycota; Sordariomycetes; Hypocreales; Bionectriaceae
Source: the annotation of a GenBank genome assembly
AUGAUGAAACAGUCGCCCGCAGUCUCAGACGAAUCAUACCCCAUGGACAAACUUAUCGCUAAGUUGUCUGAACAGCAAGCGGUUCUGAACAAGCAAAAUGAAGCCAUUCGAUCAGGGGAGGAUGAUCCGUACAACUCGAGGGCGCAGGACCAUACCUCGUCGAGCACGCCCCUCCCCAUCACACCAGCAACGGAUGCCUUUUCGUCCACUGCACCUACCACUAGACCUGCAAGUGCUACAUUCGAGGAUAACCGUCAAGACACUGAUGAAAUCCUUCGCCUGAAGUUGCAACUCGCUCAAGCACAGACCAAAAUCUCCCGACUCGACCAGGAGUUAGUUCAAACCCGGACGGGCAAGCCAGGCACCUCUCCUACGGGCGAGUUUCCUUCGCGCAGCUACAUACCAACUGUCCGAGAAAGCAUUUGGGCAUCGCCUGAUAACACUCAGUCAGAUACCAGUGAAUGCCUUCCAGCUGGUCCGUUCAGCCGACAGAGAGGUAUUUGGAAUAAUCCAAGGGCUCCUCCUGCUGUUGGCAAUGCAGCUCAAUCGUCUGCUAUGGAGCCUUCUCCAGGAAAUUGGUUUGGGGGUCGAGGGUUCCAAACCAGUUUUGCAGACUCUGCUGGCCCAUAUUCCCAGACAGAGAGCUGCAAUGGUGAUCGCCUGACACCGGAUUCAGAUGUCCAUGGUCGCCCACCAACAGGCCGCCGAGGAAAUCGAUAUGAAGGCAGGAUCAACUCACCUCAUCAUUUCAAUAGCUCCUACGGCGGUGCUUUCAAUGGGCUAGCAAAUCAGCAGGAUGCCAUGAUGGGGGGGCACAUCCAAAACGCCAUUAUUCCUGGGCCUCACCUUGGGCCUGGCCAAGUGAUGAGCCCAGUUGGAAUCCCCCCUUAUGCUCAACAGCCCCAGCAGCCUGUGGGUACUCCCCUAUCCCCCUUCGCUUCCGAGUUCACCUCUAAAGGAGCAUGGAAGGGAGAGGUGAGAGAAACCGGCGGUGAAACUUUUGCUUACAGAGCUGAUACCCUUCAGGAGAUGCCCUCUGAAGGCCCAACAUACCUGCCUCCUACUGAGCCCCUCAACUACCGACGCUUGCUUGAUCGGAAUGUGAACUGCAACUGGAAGUAUAUUGUUGACAAGAUCGUGUGCAACAACGACCAACAGGCUUCCAUCUUUUUGCAGCAAAAGCUAAAGGUCGGUACUCCUGAGCAGAAGUAUGAGAUUGUGGAGGCGAUUGUAGCUCAAGCAUACCCUUUGAUGGUCAACCGAUUUGGAAACUUCCUUGUGCAGCGUUGUUUCGAGCACGGGACCCCCGAGCAGGUCAUCAAAAUUGCUGAAGCGAUCCGUGGAAACACGCUGAAUCUGUCGAUGGACCCUUUUGGGUGUCAUGUGGUUCAAAAAGCGUUUGAUUCUGUCCCAGAGGACUACAAAGCAAUAAUGGUUCAUGAACUACUCCGACGCAUCCCCGAAACAGUGAUUCAUCGAUACGCGUGCCACGUUUGGCAGAAGCUUUUCGAGCUUCGAUGGACUGAGUCUCCUCCUCAAAUCAUGAAAUAUGUCAACGAGGCCCUUCGGGGAAUGUGGCACGAGGUUGCUCUAGGCGAGACUGGAAGUUUAGUGGUUCAAAAUAUUUUCGAGAACUGUCUUGAAGAGGAUAAGCGACCAUGCAUCGAAGAGGUGCUCGCGAACAUCGAUAUUGUUGCGCAUGGACAAUUCGGUAAUUGGUGCAUUCAGCAUAUCUGCGAGCAUGGCGGACCACCUGAUCGAAGCCGUGCCAUUGACCACGUAAUUCGGUAUGCUGCCGAGUACAGCACAGACCAGUUUGCCUCCAAGGUUGUCGAGAAAUGCCUGAAGAUUGGAGGCACUGAGUUCCUUGGACGCUACCUUGACCGAGUUUGUGAAGGCCGUCGUGAUAGGACUAGGAUCCCACUGAUUGAUAUCGCCAGUGAUCAGUAUGGCAACUACCUGAUCCAAUGGAUCCUCAACAACGCGACACCUCAGCAUCGGGAAAUGGUCGCAGCUCAUAUUCGAAAACACAUGGUCUCUCUCAGAGGAUCCAAGUUCGGCUCUCGUGUUGGAAUGCUCUGCACCAAUCACGCUGUCACGACCCGACCUGGUCCUGGCGUUGGGCCGGGGAUCAAUGGUCGAAUGGGGCCAGGGCCUCGCUUUGGUAAUGGAACCUAUCGAUAA